AUGCCGGUGGAGCACACGACGUCGGUGGAGCACUCUCUCUCUCACGACUCACACGAGCUUCUGGAGCACAUAAUGGCGGUAUCUCCCUUGUUUGAGUCGAUGGAGCAAGCUGGUACAUCACGCUGGUAUCUCACUUUCCCUCACAGUUUCAAGUUAAAGGCUAUGGGUUUUACAAAGGAGAUUCACUUGGAGAAAGAUCGCUGGCAAGGGUACAUAAAAGAUUAUGAUGGAGGAAUCCUUAUGGAAUGCAAAAUUGAUCCGAAGCUUCCAUAUAUUGACUUGUCAACUAUGAUUCGCCGCCAGAGACAGGCAAUUGAUGAAAAGAUAAGAGAGCUCUCGAAUUGUCACAUUGUUUAUCCGGGGAUUGACUUUCAAAAGAAAGAAGCUGGUAUUCCUAAGAAACCUGUCAAAGUUGAGGACAUUCCUGGUUUGCUUUUCUCUUUUUCGAGAAGGUCCAUUGAAUAG
Molecule: messenger RNA, 465 nt
Organism: Humulus lupulus (European hop)
Lineage: Eukaryota; Viridiplantae; Streptophyta; Magnoliopsida; Rosales; Cannabaceae
Product: histone acetyltransferase GCN5-like
Exons: 3
Coding region: 1-465 (154 amino acids)
Biological process (GO): positive regulation of transcription by RNA polymerase II; chromatin remodeling
Cellular component (GO): histone acetyltransferase complex
Molecular function (GO): histone H3 acetyltransferase activity
Source: RefSeq, a predicted model, not a curated record